AUGGGCAAGCUAGGCAAGAGAAUUUUCGAGAUCGACUUUGAUGGUAAGGGGGUUGCGGAGGCCGAGGCAGCAGGUACCGAGACAGGCGCAACUGGCGCACUUGAUGCGGAAGGCAAGUCUACAGAAACGGAAGGCAGCGCGACCCCAAGAUCCGACUGCGAUGGUAGGCCGACUGGCGGAAGAGAUACCUCGGGCAGGGAGACGUCUGGAACAGAAAUCGAAGGCAGCGCCGCCGACGGCACUGAGAUCGCGGGGCUCGAGACCGACGGAAGCGAGUUGGCGGGAACGGAGCUGCUAGUCAAUGCUGGGAUGGAGGGCAGAGAAGCUCCGGGUACAGAGACCUCAGGGAGCGAAACUGGUGGCAAGGAGACCGAAGGCGAUUCUGGGUUUGCGGACACCUCGGAGGGGUCCGACGGCCCCCGGAUAGAGGCACCAGGCAAAGACACAGACACUCCAACGGAAACGCCAGGAAUGCUAACCGAUAUAGCAGGGCCGGUUACCGCAGGUAGUGAAGCCCCUGGCAACGACACGGAGGGUAAACCCAAGCCAAUAGAGACUCCAGGCAACGACACCGAAGCCCCGUUCGAGGCCCCAGAGACGCCUACUGCUGGGGGUGUUACCGACGGUAGCGCCGCAGACGGAACUGAUAGCGAAGGGAGUCCCAGGGAUCGCGACGCGCUGACUGAAAUCUCGGGAAGGCCGACCGAAGAGCUGGGCACCGAAAGUGAGGGAACAGGCACCGGAAUCACCACCGCGGGGCCACCGGCGACAGCAGAAGCGCUGGCACUCGCAGGCCCACCAGUCAACUGUGCAAGACAUUGCGAGAGCUGGAUAUCCACAGCCAACGUGGCCGCCGCUCCAUUGUCAUGA
Molecule: messenger RNA, 870 nt
Organism: Chaetomium globosum CBS 148.51
Lineage: Eukaryota; Fungi; Ascomycota; Sordariomycetes; Sordariales; Chaetomiaceae
Exons: 1
Coding region: 1-870 (289 amino acids)
Source: RefSeq, a predicted model, not a curated record